AUGGCUCUACCUGGUUGCUCCUGCAGUAGCGGUAUAUUGGCGACGGCAUUGGUAGCGCUGCUGCUGCUGCCCGCUCGCUACUAUAUACCCGAGUUCAGCUUGAAGCAGCAAACGCUCGAUCUGGAGCCACGCCCAUCAACCCAUGGCCUAAAUCCAUGGCUGCUAAACUUCCCCCCUUUCGAUGAGUUCCUCGCUAUGCUCCUGGUCCUUUGGGCUACUAUCACCCACUUGUGCGACUGGAUCCAACGGAAACUGAUGGAGAGGAGGUUCUUGAAGGUGAAUGAGCAUCUGCGCGAGUGCUUGGAACGUCUGCGCUUGUGGGACAAACGACAAGAGCGAGUGGAGGCGACCCUGCGGCUAGUGCAAAGCGCGACGGGGGAGUACAACCUCCUCGCGUGGAUGCUGCUGCGCCGGCGGCGGCUGCUGCCCUCCGCCUCGCCCAACCGCUUCUUUGAAAAGGACCUUGACGAUAUAGAUUUCUUAGACGAACUUGACUCACGACGACUGAACGGACUAUAG
Leptosia nina is the source of this 519-nucleotide messenger RNA. The record is from the annotation of a GenBank genome assembly. Lineage: Eukaryota; Metazoa; Arthropoda; Insecta; Lepidoptera; Pieridae.